This is a messenger RNA of Sorex fumeus (smoky shrew), 1909 nucleotides long. It is a transcript of the gene ZIC2, whose product is annotated as Zic family member 2. Gene Ontology annotation, cellular component: nucleus. Gene Ontology annotation, biological process: regulation of transcription by RNA polymerase II; central nervous system development. The record is from RefSeq and is a predicted model, not a curated record. Gene Ontology annotation, molecular function: DNA-binding transcription factor activity, RNA polymerase II-specific; RNA polymerase II cis-regulatory region sequence-specific DNA binding. The transcript has 3 exons. The coding region runs from base 311 to 1894 and encodes 527 amino acids. Lineage: Eukaryota; Metazoa; Chordata; Mammalia; Eulipotyphla; Soricidae.
UCCUCCUCCUCCACCUCCUCCUCCUCCUCCUCCACCUCCUCCUCCACCUCCUCCUCCUCCUCCUCCUCCUCUUCCUCUCCGCGCCUUCGCUCCGCGCCCGGCCGCCCGAGGCAGAUCCAGGAGGCGGCGGAGGCGGCGGGCGCAGGAGCGCGGCUCCCGGGGCUGCAGCCGCCACCGCCAGCGCCGCCUGCGCUCGGGGCCGGUGGCCGCGGCCGUCGUCGCCGCCGCGCGCGGCGAGCAGCGGGAGCGGGAGCCGUGAGCGGACGCGGGGCUCGCCGGAGCCGGCGGGGCGGGCGGACGCGGGCUGGCCAUGCUCCUGGACGCGGGGCCGCAGUUCCCGGCCAUCGGGGUGGGCAGCUUCGCGCGCCACCAUCACCACUCGGCCGCGGCGGCGGCGGCGGCGGCCGCCGAGAUGCAAGACCGAGAGCUGAGCCUGGCGGCGGCGCAGAACGGCUUCGUGGACUCGGCCGCCGCGCACAUGGGCGCCUUCAAACUCAACCCGGGCGCGCACGAGCUGUCCCCCGGCCAGAGCUCGGCGUUCACGUCGCAGGGCCCCGGCGCCUACCCGGGCUCCGCCGCCGCCGCCGCUGCCGCCGCCGCGCUCGGCCCCCACGCCGCGCACGUCGGCUCCUACUCGGGGCCGCCCUUCAACUCCACCCGGGACUUCCUUUUCCGCAGUCGCGGCUUCGGGGACUCGGCGCCAGGCGGCGGGCAGCACGGCCUCUUCGGGCCCGGGGCUGGCGGCCUGCACCACGCGCACUCGGACGCGCAGGGCCACCUCCUGUUCCCCGGCCUCCCCGAGCAGCACGGGCCGCACGGAUCGCAGAAUGUGCUCAACGGGCAGAUGCGCCUGGGGCUGCCCGGCGAGGUAUUCGGGCGCUCGGAGCAGUACCGCCAGGUGGCCAGCCCGCGGACCGACCCCUACUCGGCGGCUCAGCUCCACAACCAGUACGGUCCCAUGAAUAUGAACAUGGGGAUGAACAUGGCAGCAGCCGCGGCCCAUCACCACCACCACCACCACCACCCGGGUGCCUUUUUCCGUUACAUGCGGCAGCAGUGCAUCAAGCAGGAGCUCAUCUGCAAGUGGAUCGACCCCGAGCAACUGAGCAACCCGAAGAAGAGCUGCAACAAAACUUUCAGCACCAUGCACGAGCUGGUCACGCACGUCUCCGUGGAGCACGUCGGCGGCCCCGAGCAGAGCAACCACGUCUGCUUCUGGGAGGAGUGUCCGCGCGAGGGCAAGCCCUUCAAGGCCAAAUACAAACUGGUCAAUCACAUCCGCGUGCACACGGGCGAGAAACCCUUCCCCUGCCCGUUCCCGGGCUGCGGCAAGGUCUUCGCGCGCUCCGAGAACCUCAAGAUCCACAAAAGGACCCACACAGGGGAGAAGCCUUUCCAGUGCGAGUUCGAGGGCUGUGACCGGCGCUUCGCCAACAGCAGCGACCGGAAGAAGCACAUGCACGUGCACACGUCGGACAAGCCCUACCUGUGCAAGAUGUGCGACAAGUCCUAUACGCACCCCAGCUCGCUGCGCAAGCACAUGAAGGUCCAUGAGUCCUCCCCGCAGGGCUCCGAGUCCUCCCCGGCCGCCAGCUCCGGCUACGAAUCGUCCACGCCGCCGGGGCUCGUGUCCCCCAGCGCCGAGCCCCAGAGCAGCUCCAACCUGUCCCCGGCCGCGGCGGCGGCGGCGGCUGCAGCGGCGGCGGCGGCCGCGGCGGUGUCGGCCGUGCACCGGGGCGGCGGCGGCGCGGGCAGCGGCGGGGCGGGCGGCGGCUCCGGGGCGGGCUCCGGCGGGGGGCGGCAGCGGCGGGGCGGGCGGCGGGGGCGGCGGAGGCUCCGGCGGGGGCAGCGGCACGGCCGGGGGCCACAGCGGCCUCUCCUCCAACUUCAAUGAAUGGUACGUGUGAGG